Tetrahymena thermophila SB210 is the source of this 633-nucleotide messenger RNA. Its product is annotated as Mps one binder kinase activator-like protein. The transcript has 6 exons. The record is from RefSeq and is a predicted model, not a curated record. Gene Ontology annotation, cellular component: cytoplasm. Lineage: Eukaryota; Ciliophora; Oligohymenophorea; Hymenostomatida; Tetrahymenidae.
AUGAGGAGAAAUAAACCAGGAACUCGCUAAGCCGACUUAUGGGCUUGGGAUAUUGAAGACGUUUCUAACAUGCAAGGCCCUUUAGCGGUUUAAGAAUAUAUUUAAGAGCUUAUCCGUAAUGACCCUUCUAAUGUACAAAAAAUUUGUGAACCUCCAAAAGACGUAGAUAUUAAUGUUUGGUAGUAUGAACACUUAAGGCAAUUUAUCUUAGAGUUAAAUCUGCUAGCUACUUAAUUAAAAGGUGUGUGUACAAGUUAAACUUGUCCAAAAAUGAAAGCUGCUGAUGAUUGGUUAUAUUUGUGUGCAGCACAUAAGACGCCUUAAGAGUGCUCAGCUAUUGAUUACAUGAUACAUAAUUUAGACUAAUCAACAUCAAUUUUAUAAAACAUAAAAAAUUACAAUAGUAGAGUAUCUAUCCCGUAAAGCGCUGUAAAAAAUUUAGCACCUAUAGUUAGAAGAUUAUAUAGAUUAUUUACUCACACCUACUAUAAUCACAGAUAAGCUUUUUUAGAUUUUGAAAAAGAAAUGUAUCUUUGCAGUAGAUUUACAGAAUAUGCCCUUAAAUUUGAUAUGAUGGCUCCAAAGUUGCUAACAAUUCCUUAGAGUGAGUUAAAUAUUAAAGAAAACAAUUGA